Drosophila willistoni is the source of this 2316-nucleotide messenger RNA. RefSeq names its product probable basic-leucine zipper transcription factor N. The record is from RefSeq and is a predicted model, not a curated record. NCBI's taxonomy places the organism in Eukaryota, Metazoa, Arthropoda, Insecta, Diptera, Drosophilidae. The transcript is spliced from 2 exons. The coding region runs from base 1 to 2316 and encodes 771 amino acids.
AUGGGCAAACUUUUGCUAUGCCUAAGCCUGGCUCUGGUCAUCUUGGCCUCAGCCACGGUCCAGGCUGAGACGAUGAAGACGAAGUCUAGCGAAGCAACAGCCUCAACAUCAUCGACAGUGGCAACUGUGACCGAAGCCCCCGUAGUGGAGCAAUCCACCGAGUCACCCAUUGCGGAUAUGGCGUUGAUUGAAAGCAUCACGCCCACUGAGAAGACGCCCGUGGCGGGCUCCUCAAGCGAGGAGCUAGUGAAGCAGCUAACGACCGAGGAGAAGAGUGACCCUCAACCUCAUACAGUGGCUGAUUUCAUAAUCCAUCCAUUGAUUGCCUUUAAGCCGCGUCAAAAUGGCCCCAUCGAAGAGGGUAAACAGGCAUCGUCGGCCACACCGGCGCCGGCCACCACCUGGUUGUUUGGCAUGAAUCCUGCCCAGGGCUUGGGUUCAUCGUUCUCUACAUUGGCCGGAUCCGUUUCUGGUUGGUUUAACGAUCGUCUGGCGGCAGCUGGACAACAAUUGCCCGGUCUUGUUGAUACACCAGUGCGUGAAUCCAGCACCACCAGCAGCUCAACCACAACCACCACCCAGAGGCCAGAUAUAGUGGUUAGAUUGCAGCAGCGACCACAGAGACGUCAGCCGGUGAAUGCCAAUUUCAAUGGCAAUGGCAAUCGCAAUGGCAAUGGUAAUCGCAAUGGCAAUGUCAAUGUCAAUGGCAAUGGCAAUCGUCGUCGUCAGCAACAGAAACCGAAUCGUUUCAACAAUCGUCCUAAUCGUCUUGACUCUUUGGAGGAUGAUGAUGAGUUUUACUAUGAUGAUGAUGAUGAAUUCUAUCCCAAUCAACAUUUCGAUGACGAUGAGGAAGAUGAUGUCGAUGUAAAUGCCCAAAACGAUGAUGAUAAUGAGGAUGAGGCAGCUGCUGUCGCCAAUAAUGACGACGAAGAUUUGGACGAUCAAGCUUCCGUGGAAGAGAAGCCCGUGAAGAAGCAACGCAAACAGCCAGUGAAUCAACGUCGCAAGUUCUCCGCUCCUCAAACGGUAAGCAACAAGCGUCGCAAUCAACAGAAGCCACAGAACUUCGCCUUGCUCGAGGAAGAUGAUGAGAACGAGGAUUUCGAUGAUGCUGAGGAUGAUGAUGAUGAUGCCGAUGCCGACUCCGCAGAGGAAACUAAUAAUGCUCCAAGUUUCUUUUAUGGCCAGUCCACUAGACGUUCGCAAAAUCAACCGAAUUUCAUUCAACGCGGCCAACAGAGCAUCAUCAGUCAGAUCCGUCAGUUUACACGCGGCCAAACACCCGCUGAACUAGGCACUACAUUGCGUAGGACACAAUCUUCGAACGGAGGAUCAUCAUCUGGUGCUCACACCAAGGCAUCCCGUCGUCCACAGCAGACAACAUUUCUAUUGAAUCGUAAUGGCCAGACUGUUUAUGUGGCACCCGAACUGCUAAACUAUCCCUAUGCCUAUGGUGCUGGUUCCGCUUCACCGGUGAAGAGACAACGACCCAAUGUGCAAUCGUCAUUCCCCCAGCCUCCUCUAACCGUGCCAGUGCGUCGUGGACCAGGUCGCCCCACACAAUACAUUACGAUACCGUGGAGUCAAUUGGGUCUCUCACCACCCGAUCAGCAAUCGAUUGUCUCCUUGGCCGAAGGUCUACAGGCUCAGCCCUUGAUUCUGAAUAUUCCACAAAGCGCCAUCACUAGCUCCACCAGUGGCUCUGCGAGUCAAAAGACCCAAAAGAAGAAGCAACGUCCUCAGUUGACUGCAGCUGCAGUGCCUCUACUUGCCGAUGCCUCGCUCAUGGACAUCUUCCAGCCACCCCAAAUCCCACCAUCGCGGACGGGAACGACCAGCAACAAGCAGCCCAUUCUGAUUGCCGCCAAGCCAGUGAAGGCCAAUGGUGGAGCAACUGCAGCCGCCACUUCCACAGGACUAUUGCCCACACGCAUUCGUCCCGGCACCAUAGUGGAGAAGGCUCCAGCUGUGGCCGAGGCUAUGCCCGAGAAGCAAUCAUCUCCCAGCGAGCAGCCAGCAGCAGCAGCAGCGACAGCAGGAGAGGUGGCUUCUUCUUCCACCACCACAGAAGUAUUGCCAGCGGCUGGGGGCGCAGUGGAGCCACAGGAACAAUAUAUCAUUGUGGGCAAUGACGAUGAGCCCGGCUUAUCGCGCCAGGCCGCCGUUCAACCCGCCUUUGGCGAUGCUCGCUAUGUGUCCUAUGGCGAUUUCCAUCCCUACUUCGAUUAUCGGCCUCAGAAUCGACGAUUUGCCUUGCGCAAAACUGGACGCCAAUUGAACCAGGACGAUGAGCAGGAUGAGGAUCUGGAAUAG